Hibiscus syriacus is the source of this 1983-nucleotide messenger RNA. RefSeq names its product cytochrome P450 CYP82D47-like. Gene Ontology annotation, molecular function: iron ion binding; monooxygenase activity; heme binding. Gene Ontology annotation, biological process: defense response to other organism. Lineage: Eukaryota; Viridiplantae; Streptophyta; Magnoliopsida; Malvales; Malvaceae. The transcript is spliced from 5 exons. The record is from RefSeq and is a predicted model, not a curated record. Bases 78 to 1652 code for a protein of 524 amino acids.
UCACUCUUGCUCACUUCAAAAUGGAUGGUUUUAGAUUAAACUCAUGCAAUUAGAAUUGAAAGCUUUGAAACCUUCCAAUGGAUCCUCUCUUGCAGGGCCUGUUUACCAUACUCAGCACUCUCGCUCUUUCAUGUUGCAUUUACUUUUAUCAGUCGUCCAACAAGCGAAGCUGCCGUUCACCGCCACAAGCCGGCGGUGCUUUGCCGAUCAUCGGACACAUGCACCUCUUCGGAGGUCAGCAACUCACCCACAAAACAUUGGGUGCCAUGGCCGACCAAUAUGGGCCUGUUUUCUGCAUAAGGCUAGGAUCAAACAAAGCGCUGGUUUUAAACGCUUGGGAGAUGGCCGAAGAAUGCUUCACCGUACAUGAUAAGGUCUUUUCCACUAGACCAAACAUCGCUGCUUCCAAGCUUCUCGGCUAUGACUUUGCUAUGUUCGGGUUCGCCCCUUACGGACCAUAUUGGCGUGAGAUGCGCAAGAUUGCCACGGUCGAGCUUUUAUCUAAUAACCGCAUCGAUAUGCUAGAAUAUAUACGAGUUUCGGAGGUGAAGACUGCGACAAGAGAAUUGUACAGGUCAUGGCUUGGCAAAGGUUGUGAAGGAAGUGGUGUGCUGGUAGAUAUGAAGCGGUGGUUUGAGGAAUUAACUCAUAAUAUUGCUUUGAGAAUGGUGGGAGGGAAAAGAUACUUCGGACCGGACACCGAUUGCGACAAAGCCGAGGCACAACGAUGUCGAAAAGUAAUGAGAGAAUUCUCUUAUUGGUUCGGGGUGUUUGUGUUGUCCGAUGCUAUACCGUAUCUCGGGUGGCUGGAUUUUCAGGGGCACAAAAAGGCUAUGAAAAGAACAGCGAAAGAAUUGGAUAGCAUUAUUGGAGGGUGGUUGGAGGAGCACAAACAGAAGAGGCUUAUGAGUGGAGGAGUGAUGGAAGAGCAGGAUUUUAUGGAUGUGUUGCUCAAUAUCCUCGACAAUGCCGACAUCGGUUCUUUCGACUCUGAUACAAUCAAUAAGGCUACUUGCUUGAUUUUAGCCUUUGGGGGAACCGACACAACCAUGGUGGCACUCAUUUGGGCAUUGUCUUUGCUACUGAACAAUCCUCGCGUGCUAAAAAAAGCACAGGAUGAGCUAGACAUGCACGUUGGAAAGCAUAGACCAUUACAAGAGUCGGAUAUCAAAAACCUUGUCUACCUUCAAGCCGUCGUUAAGGAAAUGUUGCGGUUAUACCCUCCGGUACCGGUCAUCGGCCUUCGGGCUGCAUUACAAGAUUGCACCCUCUCGACGGGCUACCACAUUCCAUCCGGUACACGACUAUUGAUAAACGCCUGGAAGAUUCAACAUGAUGAACGUGUAUGGACGGACCCCCAUGAAUUCCGACCAGAGAGAUUUGUUAGCAACAAUAAGGAUAUCGAUUUUCAAGGCCGAUCUUUCAAACUCGUACCUUUCGGCUCGGGAAGAAGAUCGUGCCCCGGUGCCUCACUUGCCCUCAGGAUGUUGCACUUCAUCUUAGGCAACUUCUUGCACGGUUUCGAAGUCACUAAGCCGUCCAAGUUAGAAGACAUCGAUAUGACGGAAAGCACGGGAUUAACGAAUCUGAAAGCAACCCCUCUUGAAGUUCUCAUCAGUCCGCGUCUUGAAUCUAAGCUGUAUGGGAUAUAGGCGCAUAACUCAUUUUGCUGAAAGUAUUCAUCAAUCUUGCUAUACCCUUAUCAUGUCCAAGAAGCCUGCUACAUGAUUGCUUUUUUUUAGAGCAUGGCCAUGGUAAAUCCAUUAUCAUCUCCAUCGUUGCUGCCUCUGUCAUUGGAGCUGCCGCCGCCGCAGCUUGAACCCGGCGGAAGCGUGAACCCGUAAAAGAACAUCAGAAUAUCAUCAUCCCACUCUUGGAAAGGACCGAGUCCGGCCGCGUUGGAAAGCUGGAAAGAUUCUCCCACUACGUUGCCACGCAGCUAGGGUUUCAGGAUGCAAAUGAGUGCCCGGAGCUCUGCAAGUU